ACCCUUUUUUUCCAAAGCCAAAAACGAAACCUUCUUCUCCAAACCAAAUCUGCUGCUGCCGAAUGCCGAUCCAACCUUAGAACAACCAGGAAGAACAUGGUCAAUGAGGUUCUCGCCAGGAUCGACACUCCCGCCACUAAUUUCCAUCUAGGAACGUGUUUUGCCCGUUGACCAGCGGUGUAUCCUGCCACCGUCACCUACAAAGUUUUGGGUAAUGGUUUGCAUCUUUGCCUAUGGUCAAACAGGAUCAGACAAAACAUAUACCGGUUGGCUAGAAGCUGUUUCAAUCCAACUGUUCUUUCAGGCAUACUGUGGCUCACCUCUUAUUACCGCCGUUCAAAUCAAACCGCCGCUUCUUCCUCGCCACUUCUCCAACGCCUCUUUCCGCCCCGAUAAACAUACUCUCACCAUUAGCAUUUCAAGGAACAAGUUUGUUACCACCUUCAGUUGCUUAAUCAGUAAUGGAGGAUACCUCAUUGCUAGAGUUGUGUGUAGCAGAAGAUGUUAUUCAGGCAUUAUGCAGUGCCUCGAACUCUUCUUCCAUGGAGAAAUCUUUAGAGUUGCUAAUAGAAGUUUCCAGAACUGCAGACGGUCGAGCAGACCUAGGUUCCAAGCAUAUUCUUCCUAUGGUCAUUCAGCUGAUCCAGUCCAUUCCUUAUCCUUCUGGUCGUCAAUUUCUUGUAUUGUCUUUAAGACUUUUAAGAAAUCUUUGUGCUGGAGAGAUUUCAAAUCAGAAUUCAUUUCUUCAGAAAAAUGGUGUUGGGGCUGUUUUGAAUGUCUUUAGGUCAGCGAGGCUGUCUUCUGAGGAAGAUUAUGGAUUCUUCCGAAUUGGAUUGCAAGUUCUUGCUAAUGUUUGCUUGGCUGGGGGAGAGCAUCAGCGGUUGAUCUGGAACCAAUUAUUCCCAGAAGAGUUUCUUGCACUUGCAAAAAUUCGAGGCAGGGAGGUCUGUGAUCCAUUGUGCAUGGUCAUUUAUACUUGUUGCGAUGGAAAUCCGGAACUGCUGACAGACAUCUGCAAUGGCUGUGGGCUCCCCGUUGUAAGGGAAAUUAUAAGGACUACUGCUGCAGUUGGGUUUGGAGAAGAUUGGUUGAAGUUGCUUCUCUCAAGAAUCUUUUUAGAGCAACUUCACACACCUCCACUUUUUUCUGUAUCAUCUCUUGUUGGACCCAAUACUGCCAAAGUUGAAGAUAAUGUGGUUGGAGAUAUAUUCUUCUCACCAGAACAAGCGUUUCUUUUGAGAAUGAUUUCUGAGAUAUUGAACGAGCGACUAGAGGAUAUUACCGUUCCAAAUGAUUUUGCUUUGCGCGUUAUUGAAAUAUUUAAGUCAUCUAUUGUGGUUGUCACUUCUGGCUCAACAACCAAAUCAGGACUUCCAACAGGCUCUGCCACUAUAGAUGUUCUUGGGUACUCAUUAACAAUUCUGAGAGACAUAUGUGCCCAAGAGAGUCCUAGAGACUCUAAGGGAGGCCUGGUGGUUGCUGUCGAGACACUACUAUCAUAUGGACUUGUUGAAUUGCUUUUAAGCCUGCUCCGGAAUCUUGAGCUUCCAGCAACGAUCAGGAAGGCCAUAAACCAGGGAGAGAACCAAGAGGGAUCAACCAAUUCUUGCUCAUUAAAGUCCUGCCCUUACAAAGGAUUCCGUAGAGACAUUGUUGCUGUGAUUGGCAAUUGUGCAUAUAGAAGAAGGAAUGUACAAGAUGAGAUUAGACAGAAGAAUGGGAUUCUUUUGCUCUUACAGCAGUGUGUUACUGAUGAAGAUAAUCCAUUCUUGAGGGAAUGGGGCAUUUGGUCUGUAAGGAAUUUGUUAGAAGGGAAUGCAGAAAACCAAAGGGUAGUGGCUGAACUAGAGCUUCAAGGUUCUGUUGAUAUGCCUGAAAUUUCGAGUCUUGGUCUCAAAGUGGAGGUGGACCCAAACUCAGGCCGUGCAAAGCUUGUUAACAUCUCAUGAAUAAUAGAAACUGGCUUUUGAUCCUGAAUUUUUUUUGGUGUAAUAUUCUUUAUAGUUUGGUUGUUUUAGUUGUCGUCUAUGAAAUCUAUUUCGUAGAGACGUUAACAACCGAAAUUGGUGUACAAAAACACAUUGUGAAAAUAAUCAUGUUCCAGGCGCCUAAAAUGGGUGGCAUCGAGCAUUGUGAGUU
Molecule: messenger RNA, 2139 nt
Organism: Humulus lupulus (European hop)
Lineage: Eukaryota; Viridiplantae; Streptophyta; Magnoliopsida; Rosales; Cannabaceae
Exons: 5
Coding region: 462-1949 (495 amino acids)
Cellular component (GO): cytosol
Source: RefSeq, a predicted model, not a curated record